Molecule: messenger RNA, 929 nt
Organism: Cloeon dipterum
Lineage: Eukaryota; Metazoa; Arthropoda; Insecta; Ephemeroptera; Baetidae
Product: baculoviral IAP repeat-containing protein 5.2-A-like
Exons: 4
Coding region: 81-509 (142 amino acids)
Source: RefSeq, a predicted model, not a curated record
CCUAGUCUCAGUCUCAUUGUCAGGUGGCUCGUUUCGUUAUUUUUCCUAAUUUUGUACUUUUAACCGAUUUCGGCUCGAAAAUGGUGGAAACGCACGAGAAUCAGGACGCUGAUGAAGAUGUUAUCGUGAUGUAUCAACAGCGGUUGCAGACCUUUGGCGACAAAGGCUUGUGGUUUGAGAUCGGACCGGCUUCCCGAGAAAAUAUGGCUAAACACGGAUUCUUCUGUCAAAACAAUGAGAACAGAAAAAAUAAGACUGUCCAUUGCGCGUACUGUCGCCAGGAAUUCGCCAAUUGGGCCAGGCAAGAUGAUCCCAAAGUGCGGCAUUUGGAAGAGAGUCCUGAUUGUCUAUUUGCGAAAUGUGGGAAGGAGGAAGGAGACCUGACCGUCAAAGAGUUUCUGGAAAUCGAGCUUGCUACAAAGAUCUCUCUCAUGGAAAAUGAUAUAGAGCGACGAAAAGCUGCUGUCGUGCAAGCCUAUGCCGAAAUUGAAGCCCUGGAAAAUGAGUGACGCAACGAAACCAAAAUUACUAAUUUGACGAAAAAUUGGAAUACAUUAAAUUUCAAUUAAGAAUAAUUUUAAAUGUCAGCUCAAUGUAUAUAAACAGCAAAGACUUACGUGAUAAAUUAAUAACUACCAUAAUUUUCUGGUGCCGUCUCAUUUUUUUAGGGAUCAGUGAUCCAUUUCAUAUUUUGAAAACGAUUUUGGUAUCUAUCUGUAGUAUGGAACACUGAGUUUUAACACUUGUCUGAGAUGCCACUGAUUCCGCUCACAAUAGAUUAGAAUUUGUGGGAAGAAAAUAACUCACUUGGAUUGCUGAAGUAAAAAUAUUGCAGUGUAAUGCAAAUUAUAAUUAAAAUAAAACUUUCUGUAAUUGAAUAAAAAAUAAUUAUUUCAAUUUCUGAAAGAAAUAAAAUUACAUUUUUUAAA